This is a messenger RNA of Tripterygium wilfordii, 1586 nucleotides long. Its product is annotated as peroxisomal and mitochondrial division factor 1-like. The transcript has 2 exons. The coding region runs from base 332 to 1339 and encodes 335 amino acids. Lineage: Eukaryota; Viridiplantae; Streptophyta; Magnoliopsida; Celastrales; Celastraceae. The record is from RefSeq and is a predicted model, not a curated record.
ACGUACCUAUUUCGAGCACGUGCUAUCAUUGGGGUGCAAGUGCAACCCGAUCGUCGUUAACCAUUCGUUUCUAGUAUAUUUGAAGAAAAACCCUAAUCUCAUCAAAAUCGGAUUUACGCACACCAGAAAGAAAGGAAAGGAGAGGAAAGGAAAGGAAGGAAGGAAGGAAGAAAGGUGUGGUCUUUUUCGUCCCUUUCCUCUUUACUUAAUUGUCCAAAAAAUUCUCCAUAGACAUCUUCCAAGGUUGAACCUAGUAACUUCACUGUUUGGCUGCCGAUCCCUUCAUUUCUUUCUCCCAAUCUCACGCUUGCCUGCCUAUCAGACAGACUCAAUGGCAGAGAAGACGAUCAAUAACGGCGUGGCAUCGGACGCUGAAGAUCAGGCCGCGGAAAACUUUUAUGAUAUCAACGACACUAACAACGGCGACACCAAAGUUUCCGAGAUGACGCGGAAGAUCGAAGCUUUGGAGAACGAGAAGCUCCGGCUGGUUCGUGACAACGGGGAAAUCAAGGACCAAAUCACCAACCUUACAUCUGAGAUUGAAGGAUUAAGUACCGAGAAUGAGCAAUUGAGGAACCGAUUGGGAGAAUUGGAGGGACAAGUGGCUGAAUCAGAACAAGGGAAAAGGGCUCUCGAAUCAAUUGCUGCGAGAGCCGUGGAUCUCGAAACAGAGGUUUCCAGGCUUCAGCAUGAUCUUAUCUCUGCGAUGAGUGAUGGAGAGGAAGCCAAUUCCGAGUUAGCAGAGUUAAAGAAGGUUUUGGGAGAGAAAGAAAGCAAACUUGAGGGUUUGGAGUCGGAGGUGGAGAGUUUGAAGAAAGCAAAUGCUGAGAGCGAAAAGAAAGUGAGAGAAUUGGAGAGGAAGAUCGGGAUUUUGGAGGUGAAGGAGAUUGAGGAGAAGAGCAAAAAAAUUAGGGGGGAGGAGGAGAUGAGAGAGAAAAUCAAAGAAAAAGAGAGCGAAAUCAGUGGUUUCAAGAAAAAAAUUGAGGACUUGGAGUAUGGAGUCGCCCAAAAUGGGGUGGAAUUGGAGAAGAUUACGGUAGAUAAGAAGGUUUUAGAGGAGGCGCUGAGGGAGUCAGAGGAAAAGGUGAAGGCAAUGGAACUGAAGAUGGUGGAGCUGCAAAGCGAGGCUGAGGAGGCUGGAAAGGUGAUCAGUGGCUUGAAAGAGAGCACAAUCCAGGCUGUUAAUGGGACUGCUUCUGAGAUAUUAGAGAAUGGAGAAGGUGGAGAGAAGGGAUACAAGGGAUUGAAGGUGCAGUGGCCAGUGGUUGCCUUGGGUUCUACAGGAGCUAUCGCUGCUACAGCUGCUGUGCUCUAUGUUUGCUAUGCUAGGCGGAGAUAGAGAUGAGGUUGGGUUCUAAUUAUGACUUUAGUUUUGUUGGAUAAGUCUCUUGGCAUUGUUUUUGAGCCUACGGGCUCUAGUUUACUAUGAUUUUGGCAUGUCUGUGUUGUUUGCUUGCUAAGCUUUGUAAGCUUUGUAGUUUUUCAUUGGGAAACCUGAAUGACUUAUAUACUUACUUACUUAGACAAGUGUUGCUGAAGUUUGGCCUUUUGUUGCUUUUGAGAUACUGGAUAUGCUAGUUCUCUAA